CUAUCUAUUCUAAACCCUAAUGAUAUUUGUUCGCUUCACCUCACUGCUUUUGCAGGUUUAUUUUUCGUAUCGUCUCCAUUGAGCAGCUUAUUCAGCAGCUGAGAAGGAGAGAGAGAGCAACAAGCAUUGACAUAGACAACAAUGGUGCACGUCUCGUUUUACCGCAACUAUGGGAAAACUUUCAAGAAACCCCGUCGUCCAUACGAGAAGGAAAGAUUAGAUGCUGAACUGAAGCUUGUUGGAGAAUAUGGGCUUAGAUGCAAAAGAGAGCUUUGGAGGGUUCAAUAUGCCCUGAGCAGAAUCCGUAAUGCUGCAAGAAUGCUUCUGACCCUUGAAGAAAAGGACCCACGUAGGAUCUUUGAAGGUGAAGCCCUUAUGAGAAGGAUGAACAGAUAUGGACUUUUGGAUGAGAGCCAAAACAAGCUAGAUUACGUUCUUGCCCUUACUGUUGAAAACUUUCUUGAACGCCGUUUACAGACACUUGUGUUCAAAACUGGAAUGGCCAAAUCCAUCCACCAUGCUAGAGUUCUCAUCAAGCAAAGGCACAUCAGGGUGGGAAGGCAAGUGGUGAAUGUUCCAUCAUUCAUGGUGCGUGUUGACUCCCAGAAGCAUAUUGACUUUUCUCUCACUAGUCCCUUUGGAGGCGGGCGACCUGGCAGAGUCAAGCGAAAGAACCAAAAGGCGGCUGCCAAGAAGGCGUCAGGUGGGGACGCUGACGAGGAUGAUGAAGAGUGAUGACAUGUCAUCAUGUUUCAUCUUUUUUACUAUCUUGUCAACAUGCUUUAUUUUGAUAUUUUUCAGUACCUCUAAACAUAGCAAGUUUUUUAUUUGAUAAUAUGGAUAUCAUGCAAUCAAGUAAGUGUCUCAAGGGUGAGUAAACAUUAAAACUUAUGCUCAUUUUUGUGACAUUGUUUUUAUUAAUCAAGUAAACGUAAAGCCAAA
Molecule: messenger RNA, 942 nt
Organism: Lactuca sativa (garden lettuce)
Lineage: Eukaryota; Viridiplantae; Streptophyta; Magnoliopsida; Asterales; Asteraceae
Product: small ribosomal subunit protein uS4y
Biological process (GO): ribosomal small subunit biogenesis; translation
Cellular component (GO): cytosolic small ribosomal subunit
Molecular function (GO): rRNA binding; structural constituent of ribosome
Source: RefSeq, a predicted model, not a curated record